Spizellomyces punctatus DAOM BR117 is the source of this 342-nucleotide messenger RNA. RefSeq lists its product as uncharacterized. Gene Ontology annotation, biological process: mitochondrial respiratory chain complex II assembly. Gene Ontology annotation, cellular component: mitochondrion. The transcript has a single exon. Lineage: Eukaryota; Fungi; Chytridiomycota; Chytridiomycetes; Spizellomycetales; Spizellomycetaceae. Bases 1 to 342 code for a protein of 113 amino acids. The record is from RefSeq and is a predicted model, not a curated record.
AUGCUGCGUUCUCCAAGGCCUCAACUAAUAAUACGGUCACUUCCUCGUCUAACCGUAAUCCGAUCAUAUGCCAGCCCACCACCAUUCUCACAACCGGGACCAAUCCCUCUCGGUGACAAGGAAGCGCAAAAGGAAUUUGAAGAGCUCGUGAAAAAGGCAGAAGAGUUGGCAGCGAAAGAAGGACAAGAAGGUCUAAAGCACCCAGACGCUUUGGAAAAGUUGCAGGGGGAAGACUGGGAAGGGGAAAAGAACCCUGCCACCGGGGAGGUUGGUGGCCCAAAAGGAAAGGAGCCUACUCGGUAUGGAGAUUGGGAGAGGAAGGGAAGAGUGUACGACUUUUAG